GUUCCCCGCUAGCAGCAGGGGGGCGCCCUGAGCGAGUCUGCGCAGUGCACAGCUCCGCGGGUCUCCUAGCGACCCGAGAGGCGGGGGAAACACACCACCGGAAGCCGGGUGGGCAGCCGGGGAAACACGGCUGACCGCAAGCGGCUGUCCGCACCCGCGGCGCGGGCCCGGGUGUCGGUGGGCACGGACUGCAGGCCCUGGUACAGAGAAGAUCUGCCGUCCAAGUGCUUCACAAAGCACGGGCGCAGGUCGCCACGCCCCACGUCACUGAACAGCCGGCGGUGGAGGUUUGUGAGAACGGGACUGGAUGACUUCCGGAAAGGCUGCCCGCCUUGCGGAGCUGUGAUCACUCGGGGCCCUGAGGAGGGCUUUCUGCCCCAGAUUUAUCACAGAGCUCCCCGACCUGCCCCGAAGAGGAGCCAGAAGGACAUGCUGCCUAGGGAAGCAGCCCUGCGUUCCACGCUCUCGCCGGCCCGCCAGGCGCGGAAGGACUUCCUGGCGGACGUUGAGACCCAUCCGACCCCGCACCCCUCGGCUCCCUACCCGGACCUGGAGGAAGACAUGCCCGCAGAGGUGCUGGAAGUGCUGGGUCUUGACAGGAAGCUGGAGGACACACGGGGUUAUUGUCAGGGCAUCCGGAAAAGAAUGAAGGAACCCACAAAACUUUUAAAAAAACGUUCUACUCAAGUCUUCCUGGGGCAUCCCAAGAAGACUCCUGUGUCACAUCCAGGCCAGUGGCUUUAUGAAGAAAAGAAGCCAAGUGAAUCAGAUCUGCUCUGCAAUGAUGGUCCACUUCGUCAUGAAAACGUACGCAAAGGAGUUAGCGACUUCUGCAGCUGGGCUACUAAGUUUCGGGGCCUGAACAUUGAUGAGGAGUUCAUCCUGAAACAGUUUGACAUUGACUGUCAGAGCAAACCAAGCUAUAAUGUGCUCCAUACAAUGAGACCCAGCCAGGUUCCUCUGGAGCUAAAGAAAAGGAUUGGGCUGAAUAACCUGCAGGAGCCACAGUUUUCCCAGAAACUGCACUAUGAGCAGAGACUUCAGAAACCACAGAAUCCUUAUAAACCAAAGUGGGUGAAGAUGAGGUACGGAGCAUGGUAUCUGAACACCAAGUUGUGGAAAAAGCAAAGAGCCGAUGAGCCUUUGGUUGACCCCAAGGUCUUACAUAAAGCUCAAGAUGAGAAUAUGAAAAAGGAGCUAUGGGAACAGUGUGGACCCUCUUUUAGGAGGAGUUACUUGCAGACCUUCAUGGAACAGCUGCCUUUAAGGAUUUCAUUCUGCGCAGGGGCUACAGGAUGCCGAGUUUCCUUGAGAAGAUGUGUAUGAGGAAGGAAUGCAAAUGUGAAUGUAACAAGACUUCUGUAAAAUAACUCAAGCAUGGAAGAAUCUUGGGAAGAUGAUUAGACAGAUUUCAUUUACUAUAUACUUGGCUAUUUCUCUCUCUCUUUAAACAUUAAACAAAAUUUAUAAUGAAUGUCCCACCAUAGUUGUACAAUUUUGACUUGGCAACAUCCAUAAAAUUUAUAACUAAUACAAACAUUUCAGAAUAGUCUUCUGCUUCAGUUAAUCAAUAUUUUAUAUAUUUUAUCAACCGUGAGAUCAAUUUCAUAUUUGGUAUUCUAACAUUUU
This is a messenger RNA of Globicephala melas (long-finned pilot whale), 1629 nucleotides long. Lineage: Eukaryota; Metazoa; Chordata; Mammalia; Artiodactyla; Delphinidae. The record is from RefSeq and is a predicted model, not a curated record.